UUUACAGUGCACAGUUCAAUUUGUUUUGGUUUAUGCAGACUGCGCUUUGUCACGGGGGGAAGCCAAGGUCCACCGCGGCCCGGUACACGUCUCCGACCCGCUGCCAGCUCCCCGGAUCGACUCCUCCUCCUGCGAGCCCUGCGCUCCGCCGCCACCGCCCCCUGCCUCGCAGCUCCGUUAUCGGACCCCAGAAGCUGGCCUGCUAGUUAGCAAACAGGCUAACGACUGCCAGGUUUCCCCCAUGUCCUCUGAAGAAAGCUUCGGCUCCGCGAUCACAGAUUGGCUCUUCGUCAACUCCUGGUGGCUCCUCCUGCCCUUCAUCAUGCUGCUGGUGGUCGCCGCCUUCAUCGUCGUCUUCGUGCUGCUGUUGUACAUGAUAUCUCCCCUAAUAAGUCCCAAACCUCUGAAACUGAACGGGGCCCACGUCGUGGUGACGGGGGGCUCCAGCGGCAUCGGGAAGUGCAUCGCCAUCGAGUGCUACCGGCAGGGAGCCUUCAUCACACUGGUGGCUCGAAACGAGGAAAAGUUGCUCCAAGCAAAGAAAGAAGUGGAAAAAUGUGCCAUAAAUGACAAACAGGUGGUGCUCUGCAUAUCGGUGGAUGUUUCCAGCGAUUACAGUCAAGUGGAAAGCGUGAUCAAGCAGGCUCAGGAGAAGCUGGGUCCGGUCGACAUGCUGGUGAACUGCGCCGGGACGUCCAUGUCCGGGAAGUUCGAGGAGGUGGAAGUGGAUCGAUUUAAAAAACUGAUGGAGGUGAACUACCUGGGCAGCGUUUACCCGACGCGAGCCGUCAUCACCACCAUGAAGGAGCGGAGGAUGGGCCGCAUCAUGUUCGUGUCGUCGCAGGCGGGCCAGAUCGGCCUGUUCGGCUACACCGCCUACUCGCCGUCCAAGUUCGCUCUGCGCGGGUUAGCAGAGUCGCUGCAGAUGGAGAUAAAGCCAUACAACAUCUACGUGACGGUGGCGUACCCGCCGGACACCGACACUCCGGGCCUGGCCGAGGAAAACAAGACAAAGCCGCUGGAAACCCGGUUAAUCUCUGAAACAUCUGGAGUUUGUCAGCCGGAGCAAGUGGCCAAAAUCGUUGUGAGAGACGCCGUGCAGGGGAAUUUCAACAGCUCGGUGGGUCCAGACGGCUACAUGCUGUCCGCCCUCACCUGUGGGAUGUCACCCGUCACCUCCAUCACAGAAGGCCUGCAGCAGAUCGUCACGAUGGGGCUGUUCCGCACCAUCGCCCUCUUCUACCUGGGCAGCUUCGACAGCAUCGUGCGCCGCUGCAUGAUCCAGAGGGAGCAGUCCAAAGCGGCCGACAAGAGGGAGUAAAACGGCAGCCUUAGCUCCUCCCCCUGCACCCCCCCCCCCCCCCCCCCCUCCACCCAGCCCCUUCAUCCAGCUGUACAAGUGCACAACCGUAGGUGGGAGAUUAAAAAAAAAACAAAACAACAACAACCCAGAAACCAAAAAAAUGAGCUUCUCAGACAGGAGGGGAGAAAGUAGCAGAUGUUCACCUGUGGCGUAACUCCUCCGUUCCAGUUCCCCGGUCCUCUCAAAGCAUUCCAGUGACUUUGGUUCUUACCGUGUGCUUGUGUUGGGUGGGCGAUGCGAUGAGGGCAGACCAAACACCCAGCAGCCCGGCUUUUUUUCACACAGGAGGGCUCCGGGGGAAAAACAAAAAAAGAAAAACACUCACAAAACAGAUUUGCACAGAAAAAAAGCAGCCUGUUCGACCGGCUUGGAGACCCCCCCCCCCUUCCACCGGGGGCUGUGCUCUCAAACAGGACGGUAACUCUCACCUGUCGUAUGUUCCACCAAGCUUCCUCCACCUCGUUCCAGUUUUACACUGAACGACUCCCCCCCACCCCCCCACCUACCUGGUACCACGAGUCUUUGCAGGCAAAGCACACCCCCCCCCCCCCCCCCCCCCCAGCCUUCUUUUCAAGCUGUGUUUUUGUGCUCCAUGUUUAAACUACUGUGUGAUACAAGCAGCAGAGCGUGUCUUAUAUCCGUGACUUUUUUUUUGUUUUUUGUUUUUUUGUUUUUUUUUUGUUUUUUUACUAAAGUUAAGUUCAACAAAGUCUAAAUAUUGCGAAGUUUUACUUGCAGUGUUGGAGAGGGUUUGUGCGUGAAUGUGUUUGUUUGCUGUGACUGAGCCUGAGGAGAGAAAAGCCAUUCAGUUUAUCCUGUUUUUUUUUUUUUAAUUAUCUCGAUAAUGAAAGCACCAAAUCAUUUGUUCUCAUCAUUCCAGCUGAUUUCACUGAGAAGAGGGAAGUUAAUGUGAGUUAAAGCCAUUAAAGUUAAAAAAAAAACAAAGAAACAAAACCAGCAGACUGCUUUUACACAUUAGACUGAAAGUUUAUCUUAGAUUUUCUUUGACUCAAAAUUUCCCGACAGUAGUUCGUUUACAGAAGCUGAAGAGGUCCAGAAGUUCAUUAUUACAUGUCGGCAUCUUAAAAAUGUGACAUAUAGAAGAGUGAGAGUGUCUCAUGUGAUGACAGGUUUCAUGUUAUAUGGAGAUGUUUGGUAAUAAGUCGUUUUACGUGUGAAUGAACGAUAAUUAGGAAGGUUUUGUAAAAUGCAUCAUCGUAUAAUAUGAGGACGUUCUCGUGAAGUUUAAUCUUACUGUGAGUGUUUUCAUGUUAUAUUGAGAAACUUUGACAGUUUAAACCAAACUAUGGUCCUGUCACGUUACAAUUUGAUGGUUUAUUGGUUAAAAAUUUUAAUUCUAAUUGCAUUUUGCCUGAAAGUUGAGGUAAAAUUUCGCAUAGCAGAAGGAAGUCCUCGGUUUUUGUAGCCAGUUUAAUCACCGUAUAACAUGAAGCAUCGGCCUAAAGGAGCAUGAUAUCACAUUUUACUGCAGUGUUUUUCUUUGUUUAAUCUGGUGAUGUGUGCUGACCCCGGUAAUCUGUCACAUGACCCACACGCUUGACAUUUUUCUGUUGUUUGGAAGAUAACCAGUUUAAGGAUUCCUCUGUUUAGACCUCUGACGGGAAGAAGGCGUUCUUUGAGUUUGCUGUCAGCCGCCCUCCAGCCGGAUCCGUUCGACCGGCCGGACUUGCAGGUUCGAGUCCAGGAGGCGGGGGCGGCGACGGCGAUGGCGGCGGCGGUGGGAGUUUUACAUAAAGGCCAAAAGAGAGUUGGGAGUCCCAACUCUCAAGUCUUCCUUGGGUCAGUCGGUGAGAAUGUACGUGGAUCAGAGCGUAGGGAGAUUAUUUUUUGAAAAUACACCAAUAUGUGAAUGCCAAAACGUGUCGAGACAAUGUCUUGUGGAUCUUUAGUUGGCGAGAGCAGCGUGGGGAGCCGUUCUGAGCCUUAAGACUACUGACGAAUAAAACGCUGAGAGAAUGGACCCGUCUGCGGAGCAAUGUGACUUUAACCCACCGUUUCCAGUGCGUGUCUGCGUGUGUGUGUGCGUGUGUGUGUAUGUGUGUGUGUGUGCGUGUGUGUGUGUGCUCGCUCCAUUCCUCGUCGAGAAGAAGCCUUACUGAAACCCAAGACAUGAGAGUGAGAAUGGAUGAGUCUGCUUGAUGAUGUUCUCAUUUGAUAUUGGUUCUGAAGGCGCACCGUCACGCUCUCGCACGCUUCCCGCUCAUCGCUUCCUUUCGUUCCUUCUACCUGGAGGCAGCCGCCAGUAGCUCCGAGGCAAGAAGCUUGAGUUCAACCAACACCUGUUAAAGCUAUGCAAACCAAGCUUGUGCUUAUACGAUAUGUUCAAACACACACACACACACACACACAGUGGAUAUUUCAGUUGUGUAACGCUUGCGCUACCCCCACCUCCACACCCCCCCCCCCCUCCUCGUUUAAUGAACACAUAAGUCGUAUCGCACUCUUUGAUUUCUCUUGUUUUUGUUUUUUUUUUCUGCCAAAAAACUUAACACCUUCACCUUGUGUGCCAUCGAAAGAAAAUGUGAGAAGUGGAACAUUUCUUUGUCUUAUUUUCUUACAUGAUAAACUGAAUAAAUACCUGUGAGGAAAAA
Salarias fasciatus (jewelled blenny) is the source of this 3975-nucleotide messenger RNA. It is a transcript of the gene kdsr, whose product is annotated as 3-ketodihydrosphingosine reductase. Gene Ontology annotation, biological process: sphingolipid biosynthetic process. The coding region runs from base 242 to 1321 and encodes 359 amino acids. The transcript is spliced from 10 exons. Gene Ontology annotation, cellular component: endoplasmic reticulum membrane. Gene Ontology annotation, molecular function: 3-dehydrosphinganine reductase activity. The record is from RefSeq and is a predicted model, not a curated record. Lineage: Eukaryota; Metazoa; Chordata; Actinopteri; Blenniiformes; Blenniidae.